AUGGGAGCUCAAUAUCGACAAGAUGUGACCACAGACACGACUCAUGUUGUCUGCAAGUUCGACGGAACUCCCAAAAUUGCCCAAGCAAGGCAGCAAGGUUGCUUCAUCGUAAGAACAGACUGGAUACAGGCUUGUCAUCACGAACAAAAGCGGCUACCUGAGGACGACUUUCUUCUUCACAAACAAGAUCAGAAUCCGCCAGCAAGCAAGAGGCCUCGAACUGAUGUACAAUCACACGGAAAGAACGUCGACUCGUCGCAGAAGCUUCCAGCAAGUGUCGAACUGCCUGGUUCUUGGAUGCAAGCUGAAGUUGCCUUGCUAGGAAAAGAUCAAGUGGACGAGGAGACUUCAAAAAUGGUGGACGGUGACAUCAAGAGGUUUCGAGACUACCUCGCCUCUCAGGUGAAGGACAACCAAGACAAGGAGACGAUUGCCCGCAAAGGUCUGCUGGAGGCUUUCGUGUAUGCCAAGGAAUGUCAUGAGCAGCACGGAGACUUGAAAUCGUUUCAAGACGAAUGGAUCGGGCCGAUUCCACUGGCUCUUCAACGUCUUCUCGAGGUGAAGGACCUCAUGCAAGACCACGGGAGUCCCUAA
Messenger RNA from Guillardia theta CCMP2712, 594 nucleotides. RefSeq lists its product as hypothetical. NCBI's taxonomy places the organism in Eukaryota, Cryptophyceae, Pyrenomonadales, Geminigeraceae. The transcript is spliced from 6 exons. The record is from RefSeq and is a predicted model, not a curated record. Bases 1 to 594 code for a protein of 197 amino acids.